This is a messenger RNA of Fusarium subglutinans, 693 nucleotides long. RefSeq names its product major facilitator superfamily transporter. Bases 1 to 693 code for a protein of 230 amino acids. Lineage: Eukaryota; Fungi; Ascomycota; Sordariomycetes; Hypocreales; Nectriaceae. The transcript is spliced from 3 exons. Gene Ontology annotation, cellular component: membrane. The record is from RefSeq and is a predicted model, not a curated record. Gene Ontology annotation, molecular function: transmembrane transporter activity. Gene Ontology annotation, biological process: transmembrane transport.
AUGGCCCCCUCAGAGGCAUCACCUCUAAUCUCAUCAGCCAUUCAGCAAUCUGCGACACCCGAGGCACACAUAGCGCAAUCUCGUCGCCGAACUAUCCUCCUACUGCUUCUAUACCUCGUGUUCCUCGAUCUCGGAUACGAGCUUAUCAUGCCGGCACAGACUCGGGUCUUGGAACGCAUAUACUGCCGAAUUUACUAUGACGAUCAUGAUUAUGGGCUACACGGAGGCGACGCGAACGGAGGGAUUGAUGAACGGCUAUGCAAGGUUGGCGUAAUACAGAGCGAGGUCGCUAUGCUAAAAGGCUGGCAAGUUACUCUUGACAGCAUCGGCAUGCUUGUAUUCUCUGUUCCUUGGGCGCACGUUGCGGAUGUCCGUGGUCGAAAACCGGUCUUGCUGUUGCUCACCUCUGCACUGUUUGCGAAAUACGCCUUUGUUCAACUCGUUUGCUUCUUUGAUGGCGCCAUUCCCCUCCGAUGGUCAUGGUUUUCGGCCUUGCACACCGUGUUCGGUGGCAGUGUCACCGUUGCCACAGCGUUAAUAUAUACCAUCAUAUCUGACGUGGUCCCAGAAAAUGAUAGUUUUCUUCCAGGUGAUGGCCGCGAUGAUCGUUACACAGUUCCUUGGUCCGCUCAUAAGCGCAGCACUAAUGGUCUGGAGCCCUUGGCUACCAAUGGUCCUUGGCCUGGGUGCUGA